Fundulus heteroclitus (mummichog) is the source of this 784-nucleotide messenger RNA. RefSeq names its product splicing factor 3b, subunit 5 (gene sf3b5). The record is from RefSeq and is a predicted model, not a curated record. Gene Ontology annotation, biological process: mRNA splicing, via spliceosome. The transcript has 2 exons. Lineage: Eukaryota; Metazoa; Chordata; Actinopteri; Cyprinodontiformes; Fundulidae. Gene Ontology annotation, cellular component: U2 snRNP; precatalytic spliceosome. The coding region runs from base 168 to 428 and encodes 86 amino acids.
CGGAACCCAAGAUUUGAGGCUUUGUUUCAACCGACCGGCAUUGCAGGGAACCAACCGGAAACGGCGGCUCUAGCGUGAGUUGUGAGCGGCUGUGGAUUUCGUUACCAACUUUCGCCGUCUUUGAGUGAUAUUUGGCGUCUUGCACUGUCAGCCUAAUCUCAGCAACAAUGACGGACCGCUACAACAUCCACAGUCAGCUGGAGCAUCUUCAGUCCAAGUACAUCGGUACAGGACACGCCGACACCAGCAAGUGGGAAUGGCUGGUGAACCAGCACCGUGACUCGUACUGCUCCUACAUGGGGCACUUCGACCUGCUCAACUACUUCUCUGUGGCUGAGAACGAGAGCAAAGCACGCGUUCGCUUCAACUUGAUGGAGAAGAUGCUGCAGCCAUGUGGACCGCCAGCAGACAAACCUGACGAUGCUUAGAGAAGCUUGGAGUCAGCUGACUUGAGUUGAUGGACAUGAAGUGUUUUCUGCUAGUAAUGUUUGUGUAGUUCCCUUUAACAACAGGAAAUCCCGUGGGAAAGAGAAGAGGACCAUUCAAAGACUUUAAUGUUCACCAGAGAAAAAAACAACAAGUCGUGUCUCAAACUCUGAAAUUUUGUACUAAGUGUUGAGAUAUAUUCUUGAUGCAAGUUUAAAUAAACUCAUUCUGUUUUUUUUUUACUUGUAACUUAAUUUGUAUUUGAUGCUUAGUUUAGUUACAUUCUUAGUAGUCAUUAUUUUGCAAUAUGAAAAGUCAAUAGGAACAUUAAAUGUGUAAUAAAAAGAAUUGCACAGAA